Molecule: messenger RNA, 3004 nt
Organism: Toxorhynchites rutilus septentrionalis
Lineage: Eukaryota; Metazoa; Arthropoda; Insecta; Diptera; Culicidae
Gene: dpa
Product: DNA replication licensing factor MCM4
Exons: 5
Coding region: 177-2786 (869 amino acids)
Biological process (GO): mitotic DNA replication initiation; double-strand break repair via break-induced replication; DNA replication
Cellular component (GO): MCM complex; nucleus
Molecular function (GO): ATP hydrolysis activity; ATP binding; single-stranded DNA binding
Source: RefSeq, a predicted model, not a curated record
CUAUAACCACUCAAAAUUGCGCGCUUUGUUGUUUACUUUCCAUUCAUUCGGCUGCAACUGGCUUCAAAUUUGAUUUUUUAGAACUGCUUUGUAAAUUUAUCGGAAAUACUUGCUAGAUUAUCUCAGUAUUGUUACAUACAUUAUUUUUUGUCUGUUGUGUAAUCGUUUAUUCGAAAAUGUCCAGCCCGGUGGGACCGAAUCGAAACCGUUCUCAGAACACUCCUAUGAAGCAAGGAAUCACCACUAGCCAGACUGAAACGCCGCUGCGAAUCGGCAACCGGACACGCGAUGCGAGUGUUGUGGUUGAGAACUCGGAUAACGUUACAGUACCGACUUCCCCAGCCGGCGGAAGUGGUUCGGCAAUGGCGCCACCGACGAGUCCGUUUAAUGUUGUUGGUAGUGGCGCAGUGGGAAUGAGCGAGAUAGACAUAAGCUCUCCGCUGAAUUAUGGCACACCCAGUUCUAUGGGAUCAAUUCGAACGCCCAGGUCCGGAAUUCGUGGAACGCCUAUGAAGCAACGUCCCGAUUUACGUGUUGAUCGACCUGUUCGCCAAGUGAACGUCCGUUCCGAUCAACUGGAGCCCAUUCCAGAGGGAUGUCAAUCGUCGGAAGUGGAUUCUACUCCGAGUCAGCCAAAAUUAGUUGUUUGGGGAACCAACGUUGUUGUCUCUGAAUGUUUGAAAAAGUUUAAAGAUUUUAUUAUGAGGUAUAUCGAUCCUGACGCAGCACAGGAUGAGAUUAGCGAGGGGAUGAAUUUGAAUGAGCCACUGUAUAUUCAAAAGUUGGAAGAAAUCCAUACGCUUGAGGAACCAUUUCUAAAUGUAAACUGCGCGCAUUUAAAAACUUUCGAUGAAGCUCUCUACCGUCAACUGAUAUGCUAUCCCCAAGAUGUUAUUCCUACGUUUGACGUAGCCGUGAAUGAAAUGUUCUUUGAUCGUUAUCCGGCAGCGAUUCUUGAACAUCAAAUUCAGGUUCGGCCAUUCAACGCAGAGAAAACCAGAAGUAUGCGAGAGCUCAAUCCGGAAGAUAUCGAUCAGCUAAUCACGAUCAGUGGAAUGGUUAUUCGUACAUCAAACCUUAUGCCUGAAAUGCGUGAGGCUUUCUUCAAGUGCAUUGUUUGCAACUUUAGUACCGUAGUCGAGCUGGAACGGGGCAGAAUUGCCGAGCCAACGCUCUGUUCUCACUGUAAUACGAACCACUGCUUCCAGUUGAUUCACAAUCGUUCUCAGUUUGCUGAUCGUCAAAUGGUUAAGUUGCAGGAAGCACCCGAUGAUAUGGCUGCUGGGCAGACUCCUCACAAUGUGCUGCUGCUUGCUCAUGACGAUCUGGUUGAUAAAGUUCAAGCGGGAGAUCGUGUUACCGUGACGGGAAUCUAUAAGGCCAUGCCGAUGCAGGAGAAUCCCCGUGCGCGAAAUGUGAAAUCAGUCUAUAAAACACACAUUGAUGUUGUUCACUUCCGUAAGGUGGACGACAAACGGCUCUACGAAGACGAAGAUGGAAAGGACCACAAAUUCCCCCCGGAACGUGUUGAAUUGUUAAAGAAACUUUCUCAGAAACCCGAUGUAUACGAUCGCCUGGUACGGACAAUAGCUCCGUCAAUUUAUGAAAACACGGAUAUCAAAAAAGGUAUCCUGCUGCAGCUGUUUGGUGGUUCAAAGAAGAAACAAGCGACAUCUGGGCGGCAGAACUUCAGAGCAGAGAUUCACAUUUUACUUUGCGGUGAUCCAGGAACUUCAAAAUCACAACUGCUGCAAUAUGUUUAUCACUUGGUACCCAGAGCGCAGUACACAUCAGGGAAGGGUUCAUCGGCAGUUGGUUUAACGGCUUAUGUUACCAAAGAUCCUGAAUCAAGACAGCUUGUCCUACAAACUGGCGCUCUGGUUCUGGCAGACAACGGUGUAUGCUGCAUUGAUGAGUUCGAUAAGAUGAAUGACUCAACGAGAAGCGUUCUUCACGAAGUGAUGGAGCAGCAAACACUAAGCAUUGCCAAAGCUGGCAUUAUUUGUCAGUUGAAUGCUCGUACAUCAAUCCUAGCGGCGGCGAAUCCAUCCGAAUCGCAAUGGAAUAAGAAUAAGACUAUUAUCGAUAACGUUCAACUGCCUCACACCUUGAUGUCCAGAUUCGACUUGAUAUUCCUUGUUCUAGACCCGCAAGAUGAAGUUUUUGAUCGUCGGCUCGCUGCACAUUUAGUCUCAUUGUACUACGCAUCUCGGGAAGACGAGGAAGAUACAUUAUUCGAUAUGAGCGUUCUUCGGGAUUACAUUGCUUACGCUAAGGAGCACAUCAAUCCAGUUCUAUCGGAGGAAGCACAACAACGUCUCAUCCAAGCCUAUGUAGAUAUGCGCAAGGUAGGCGCUGGAAGGGGCCAAAUUUCGGCCUAUCCACGACAACUCGAAAGUUUGAUUCGGCUUUCGGAAGCACACGCUAAAGUAAGGCUGAGUGAAACGGUCGAUAUAGUUGAUGUUGAGGAAGCCUGGCGUUUACAUCGAGAAGCGCUGAAACAAUCCGCGACCGAUCCACUUUCGGGCAAGAUUGAUGUUGGCAUCUUGACUACCGGUUUAUCGAGUGCCGCACGAAAGAAACGAGCUGAACUUGUUGCUAGUAUUAAAGAAAACCUCAAGAUGAAGGGUAAAAUUUCUACAUUGCCGUAUCAAAAGUUAUUUGGCGAAAUUAAGGAAGCAUCCCAAGUGCUUAUAACCAAGGAGCAAUUUGAAGAUGCCCUCAAGGAAUUGCAAGACGAAGGCGUCAUUGUAAUUGUCGGCAACAAUACUAUAAGAAUAUGCUAGUAAAUACGUGCUCUUGUUAAUGCAUUUUUAUUAUUAUAUUUUAAGAGUAAAGAUACACAGUUUCAUCGCAUUCUUGGUGACUGAGUUAAAAGAUCUUUCUCAUAGUUCAAGACCACCGGAGACUAUUGAAUCAGUGAACACAGUUGUUUUUGUAUUUUUAGCUACUUCUCAAAUCACAAAUAUACAUUUUAGUUGCUCAAGCUAAUGAAUUCUUGAAA